CCUCAAUACGAAAGGUUUUACUAGUAAUUUUUUCAUACUCCUCUACUUCAGGGUACUGUACGUACCGGUCGUGCAUGCAUGCAGGUGCUUUCGAAUAAUCUACGACACUUUGGUACCGUAGGUUUGCACAUUUUUCACUUUGAUUUUGAUCCUGAUGCUGAUGAGUCUGCGAAAAUCGCAAACAAAAAACCCUUAGCCGCGACGAUACCUGAUAGUACCGGACAAGCUUCGAUUGGGACGCCCUUCAUUUCGACUCGUACCCAUAUGAUCUUGAUGUUCCGUACUGGUAACGUGAGAAGAAUAUUUACUGUAACAAAACAUCAAAGAUGGUGCUGUACAUGCUUUUCAUGAAGGCCGAGACGGAAAACAUCGGUGAAAUCCAGCUCCGAACCGAAGACGUCAGUCUUCGGAUCGACGUCCGAAAUUCUCUCUCUGACUGGGAGAAGAGGGAAAAGGUGGUGUUCAACCCUAGCGAGACCGAGGAACCGGAUGAUGAAUCUUCGAGAGAACCACCUCGCCAUCUCUCGAUCCGGUGGGAGGGGUCGAAAAAGGCCUCCGUUCUCCGGUGCCUCGAGGCCAAGGAAACAGCUACCGCGCUGAAAAAGAAGAAAUACAAGGACGGGGGACCGAGGGCAUUUACGGGAGAGGACGACACCGACAACUGGGUGCCACUCCUGGCGCUUGAAUGCAGGGGAUUGGAGCCCUAUGCCUUUCACCCGAUGAAGGACGAAUUUAUCAUCACCAGCGAGCAAGGAUACGUCUUUGAUGAAGAAAUUGAAUUCGAAGACGGGGAAUGGGCCGAUUACGAUGCGGAAAAUGACUGUCCCGUAUCCAUAUCCUCGCUUGAGUUCAAAUUCGAAGCGGUGUGACGUAACAAGAGAAUGCUUGGUGGUGGAGUUUCUUCCAGUUCUUUUAAUUCUGAGGGAAAAGUMCAUCCAAAACUGGAGCACAAGUACUUCUACUUGUUUUCUGUUCAACGAUCAUUCUUGUUCGUGUGGUCAGUUUACACAGGGGAUUAAUUUCCCGUGCUCUAUCAACCUAGCGGUCACCAUUCAUUUUUCGAACACUACAUAGCACAGGCCAACUUGAAUGUAAUUAAUCGCUCAUUUGAUA
Messenger RNA from Pseudo-nitzschia multistriata, 1113 nucleotides. The record is from the annotation of a GenBank genome assembly. NCBI's taxonomy places the organism in Eukaryota, Bacillariophyta, Bacillariophyceae, Bacillariales, Bacillariaceae.